Molecule: messenger RNA, 1304 nt
Organism: Cladocopium goreaui
Lineage: Eukaryota; Dinophyceae; Suessiales; Symbiodiniaceae
Source: the annotation of a GenBank genome assembly
AUGGCGCUCAAAUCUGGUGUAUUCGCUUGCCUCAUCCUUGCAUUGUGCGUGAGCUGCAACAACGUCAUGGCAGAGGAGAACUCCGGCAAGGAGACUGAGAAGGGCGGCAUCAUCGUCGGCCGCGGCCUCCCGAUUGAGACUGAGAAGAGUGGAGUGCCCUUCCUCCCUCGGUCGGAGAACCUCGAGGAGACUGAGAAGGGCGGCAUCAUCAUCCCCCGCGGCCUCCCAAUUGAGACUGAGAAGAGUGGAGUGCCCUUCCUCCCUCGGUCGGAGAACCUCGAGGAGGCUGAGAAGGGCGGCAUCAUCAUCCCCCGCGGCCUCCCAAUUGAGACUGAGAAGAGUGGAGUGCCCUUCCUCCCUCGGUCGGAGAACCUCGAGGAGACUGAGAAGGGCGGCAUCAUCAUCCCCCGCGGCCUCCCAAUUGAGACUGAGAAGAGUGGAGCGCCCUUCCUCCCUCGGUCGGAGAACCUCGAGGAGACGGAGAAGGGCGGCAUCAUCAUCCCCCGCGGCCUCCCAAUUGAGACUGAGAAGAGUGGAGCGCCCUUCCUCCCUCGGUCGGAGAACCUCGAGGAGACUGAGAAGGGCGGCAUCAUCAUCCCCCGCGGCCUCCCAAUUGAGACUGAGAAGAGUGGAGCGCCCUUCCUCCCUCGGUCGGAGAACCUCGAGGAGAAGGGCGGCAUCAUCAUCCCCCGCGGCCUCCCAAUUGAGACUGAGAAGAGUGGAGCGCCCUUCCUCCCUCGGUCGGAGAACCUCGAGGAGACUGAGAAGGGCGGCAUCAUCAUCCCCCGCGGCCUCCCAAUGAAGAGUGGAGCGCCCUUCCUCCCUCGGUCGGAGAACCUCGAGGAGAAGGGCGGCAUCAUCAUCCCCCGCGGCCUCCCAAUUGAGACUGAGAAGAGUGGAGCGCCUUUCCUCCCUCGGUCGGAGAACCUCGAGGAGACUGAGAAGGGCGGCAUCAUCAUCCCCCGCGGCCUCCCAAUUGAGACUGAGAAGAGUGGAGAGACUGAGAAGGGCGGCAUCAUCGUCCCCCGCGGCCUCCCAAUUGAGACUGAGAAGAGUGGAGCGCCCUUCCUCCCUCGGUCGGAGAACCUCGAGGAGACUGAGCCGACUGAGCCCUACUUUCCUCGGUCCGAGAACCUCGGCAAGGAGACUGAGAAGAGCAGGGACGCCCCCACUUACCCAUGAGUGGGCGAGAUCGAGCACGCAUGAUGACUUGCAAAACAGUUCUUUGGUUUGCCAACAACAGGGCGACUUACAAAGCAGUGCUUGCGUCGCCAACAGGGCGACUUACAAAGCACGUGCUUGCU